This is a messenger RNA of Cynoglossus semilaevis (tongue sole), 2990 nucleotides long. RefSeq names its product nanos homolog 1-like. NCBI's taxonomy places the organism in Eukaryota, Metazoa, Chordata, Actinopteri, Pleuronectiformes, Cynoglossidae. Bases 765 to 1442 code for a protein of 225 amino acids. The record is from RefSeq and is a predicted model, not a curated record. The transcript has a single exon. Gene Ontology annotation, molecular function: zinc ion binding; RNA binding.
ACUUAUGUAGCGUCCAGCGUUGCCGGUAACCUGGCCACGGGCAUUGAGUCACGCGAGUUUCACGGGCCAAACCGCUGCGGCAUAGCUCAAACCCUUACUUCGACGUCCAACUUUUCCCACUCACUCCUCCUAUCGGUGCAUAUGCAAAUGAGGCAGAUCUACACCAAUCAGAACGCGCUACCUCACUGCAAGUCAGAAACGGCUAAUUAGCAGCUUUUUAGCCGGCAUAAUUAACGUAUAUGCCGUGUAUUGUUAACGUGUAUUGUUAAUUUGGAGUUAUUGUAUUGUUUUAUGUCAUUUGUGUAUCAGUAGUUCUUUGGGGGGCGGGGUCUGUUUGUCGUCACACAGUCUAGUACCGUCACUAACGACUAUUUUCCUGGCAGACCAGAGGCAAUGCUGGAAUUGAUGAAAACAAAUGGAUCCUCGUUGGACUUUACAUUGUGUUCACUUUAAUUUUCUUGAAAUGUUUUAACAACAGUGGAAAUAAAAUAAAAACCAAGCGACAUAGAAGCUGGGGUUUAAGGAAAUUUAUUUUUAUUGAUGGGUGUGUCAGGUGCUGUGAUAGGCUGCAGAGGCGCCUCUUCCACGGCUUCUACUAAAUUACCAAUCAACGCGUGGUUAGUCCGUGCUGUAACUCUACACUCAUUUAUUUUAUUAUUACAGCGGAAGCGACAAGUUGGCUCACACAGCAAGGAACUCAAAACGGAACAAUAGAAACUCAAGAACAGUACUGAAUGGAAAAUACCGACUUAAGAGUAUACUGAAUGGACAAUACUGCAGCAACACUACCGUCUGCCAGACCCCUCAUCGUCUUAAUGGAAUGGGAAGGCAAAGGCUUCCAGUUGUGGAGAGAUUAUAUGGGACUUUCAGGCAUCAUCAGAGAGAUCUUGGCACGGGAAAACGCCACUCAGUGCUCUCUGCCAGCACCCAAAGUCCCGCACUCGGGUAUAGCUGUUGCUUGCAGAGCUCCGGAAAGCGAGCGCUGCAGCGCAGUUUAUGAAAAUGAAGAGGAUGCAGAUAACGUGUCAACUUCUCCCUUUGGCUCAGUUAUUCAUCACUGUCUAUCUAGUGGUUUGACCCAUCAAAGUCACUUUGGACAGACAGAUGCAUCUGAUGUGGCGGCUUCCGAAGUAGCGACGGACGGCAACACUUUACUAAAUACUAUAGCAAAUACAUCGGCGACGUCGUGCUCCAUCUCAAAAGUUCCUAAGCGCAUACUUUCGUUCCGUAUGUUUUGCAGCUUUUGCAAGCACAACGGAGAGUCCGAGUUGGUGUAUGCAUCCCACUGGCUGAAAAACCAGGGUGGUGAUGUAUCAUGUCCCUAUCUCCGGCAGUAUGUCUGUCCACUCUGUGGAGCCACGGGGGACAAGGCUCACACCAAGCGCUUCUGUCCAAAAGUGGACCUGGAGUACAGCUCUGUGUAUGUCAGGUCCAGACGCUGAGUAAACGGAUAGCAACAAGUAACAGCACAGAGGGCAGAGUCAUUUUAGUCGUGUUUUAUCUUAUUUGCACUGGCCCGUUGUUUUGCGUGUGUGUGUGUGUGUGUGUGUUGUUUUAGUUGCAUGCGUUUGCACGUUUGCUGUUAGACCCUCUGUAAAGCUAUCCAUUUUCACACUCUGUCAGAGUCCGUGCUUAAUAUGGUUAACGUUUGGGACGUUUGCCUUGUGCCUUUUAAUCGUGGUUAUGAAAUGUACUGUAUAAUUCAUGACUGUUUUAGAAUCUCGAUACUGUGGUAUUUGUAUGAUAUCUAGGGUCAUUAGCCAUGGAAAGAGUAGAGGCAGGAUUAUUGGCUCGGUCCGACUCCCAAUCCUGGUAAACAUGGGGAAGGAUUGCUUUUUAUCGGUGGACCCGGGAGGCAAGGGACGAAAGUUUUUAUUUCAAAUAAUGUAACAACAUUUAACAACACACACCAUUUAAAAAUCGUGUUUCUAUGUCAGUAUUGUAAAAUGUUUGAAUUUGAGUAACGUGUUCUAAAGUGUAUAACAUAUUUCCUAUGCAUGCUAUUUUAUUUUGAAUUGUGUACAUCCACUUUUUAUGUGGAAAAAAAUGAAGAAAAAACACCCCAUUUCUGUAUGUUUUAUUUUCUGUAUCUUCAGUAGAAUUCAAAUCAGUCAGAAAAAGAAAAUCUUAAACUUAUGACAAACCUGUUUAUAUGUAUUAAAAUGAGUAUUUUAGUAUAUCAACAAAAUUAUGCCAGAUUGAUAUGGUACAGUUUAAAGCACUAAACUGUAUAGUUGUUUACAAAGCUGUCUCAUCCUUAAAAACAGUCACUGAAAUGCACGUUUAAGGUUGAAAAAUGUGGGAACUCAACAUUUUUCUACGUAUAUAGGUGAUGUGAGACAAAUAUUGUUCAAAUGUUACAAGGAUUUGCUCUUAGGAACAAGUAAGAUAACAAAUACCCUUAAUUUGAAAAUCUGUUUUUUGGUAGUGUUAAAACAGUAAAAUACCAUUACCGUAGCUCAAGAUCAGCCUCACAACCAACUCAGUUUGCAUUAGAUCCAACUCAUGCUUAGAUUUUGGAGGAAAAAAUUUUCUCUAAUUAAAUCUGUCAGACGUCCACGUUUGUUGCAACUCUUUCUUUGAAGACUUCCAGUGAGGAUUUGGAUAACACCAUAGUAAGUAAAUUGUAUUUAAGGUUACUAUCAGCUGACCUAGUGUUUGCCCUCUCAUAAUGCACUAUUGUCUGCACUGGUACAACUGAUCAUCAAAUACUGUUAACAGAGGCUGGAACAUUUGGGAUUGAAGGUACUGCACUUGUUUCAUAUAUAUAACAGUUGCUGAAAAGAUUUUAGUCUGUUAACGUUCACAAAAUUCCCCAUAAGCACACAAAGUAAAGUUACCCAAAGUUCAGUGCUUGGCAAAGUUCCUCAAGGUUCAAUUUAUCUAAUCCUAUUCAGUUUAGAUGUGGAUGACAUGUACAGCUAUAUUUACAUAUGCAUAUAUAUGAAACAAACAGGUCAACUGCAAUUAUUAAAGAACCAGAUGAGCUA